This is a messenger RNA of Glossina fuscipes, 1212 nucleotides long. Its product is annotated as lymphokine-activated killer T-cell-originated protein kinase. The transcript has a single exon. Gene Ontology annotation, cellular component: cytoplasm. NCBI's taxonomy places the organism in Eukaryota, Metazoa, Arthropoda, Insecta, Diptera, Glossinidae. Gene Ontology annotation, biological process: protein phosphorylation. The record is from RefSeq and is a predicted model, not a curated record. The coding region runs from base 108 to 1163 and encodes 351 amino acids. Gene Ontology annotation, molecular function: ATP binding; protein serine/threonine kinase activity.
ACAAUUGCAACUCUAGAAAUGACAGCUUUUUAAAAAAAACUGCAAAGACGCCCACUCGCAAGCGCGCUUUCAUUUUAUUAAAUUCAUUAGAAGAUUUGGCAGAAGAAAUGCAGGAAUCCGGAACCCCGCAACGCGUUUUGCGCAACCCGCAAUCGGAGGAAGUAAAAAAAGGUUGUUCUCCACUUAAUAUACCCCCUUCGCCAUUCAUGAGAAAUUUGGGUUACGGAACCGGUGUUAAUGUGUACCGUUUGGAACGAUCAGGCCAAACUUGCUCGCCUUGGGCGGUGAAACGUGCUUCGCAUCGUAUUGAACAAUUAAAUCAAGAUAAAUACGCGACCUUAAAUAGUCGCAUUGUUAAAGAAGCUGAAAUUUUACGGCAAUUGCAACACCCAAAUAUCAUCGGUUUCAGGACAAUUACCAAGGAUUGCAAUGGCGUUGAUGCACUUGCCAUGGAGUGUUGUAAUACUUCUUUGGGUUUAAUUUUGGAAAGACGUUUUGAAGAAAGUGAAGGACCUUUACCUGCUAUUCAAACAAAAAAACUAAUUGAGGAUAUAGCCAAGGCAUUAGACUAUUUGCACACCGAAGCACGGCUCUUACAUGGAGACAUCAAGUCUUAUAACGUCUUAGUGAAGGGCGAGUUUGAGAUAUGCAAACUUUGCGAUUUUGGCGUUAGCUUGCCGUUAGAUGAAACUGGUCAUGUGGAUUUUACAAAGGAUUCUAAAUUAGAAUAUGUGGGCACCUUGUUGUGGUCUGCUCCAGAAACUUUUAAAGAUGGCAAAAUCGGCAGCAGCUGUGAUAUAUUUAGCUUUGGUUUGGUUAUCUAUGAGACUAUCGCUUUGGUCCCCCCACAUACCUUUGAAGUUGAACAAAAUGAAAUUGAAGAUUUAAAUAACGAGGAAAACUGUUCCAAUGCAUCUGAAUCAAAUGAUGAUACUGAGUUAGACGAAAGCAAUGUUUCUGAAAGUUUGGAAAACUCUUUAAGUGAUGAAUUGAUUUAUGGAACUAGGCCGCCUCUACCAGGAGCCUUCGACUUUAGUGAUGACUACAAUAUCAUUAUAGAACUUUUCUAUUUGUGCACCAAUGAAGUACCAAACGAUAGGCCAAAUGCAAAGGAAAUAUGGCAAUCCCUGCAAAGAGAGAAAGAGACUACACAAAGUGAUUGACCCCAGGUUUUAACUACAUUUAUAUACUGGAAAUAAACAGAAUUCAAAA